This is a messenger RNA of Culicoides brevitarsis, 1785 nucleotides long. RefSeq names its product protein-L-histidine N-pros-methyltransferase. The transcript is spliced from 2 exons. Gene Ontology annotation, molecular function: protein-L-histidine N-pros-methyltransferase activity. The coding region runs from base 372 to 1376 and encodes 334 amino acids. The record is from RefSeq and is a predicted model, not a curated record. NCBI's taxonomy places the organism in Eukaryota, Metazoa, Arthropoda, Insecta, Diptera, Ceratopogonidae.
CAUAUGUUUACUUUCGAGUCACUUUUAAUGUAAAAAUUUAAUAUUUUUGUCGCAUUUUUGGUAAAACCCGCACUUGCACGAAACGUAAAUUCCAAAGAAGUGAAUGUAAAGGCACGAGGGAAUGGUAGAUCCACUGAAAAUUGUACUUAGGAGGGAGAGUUAAUAAAGAAUUAAAGGAAUCGAUAUCCAAAAAAGAAGAAGAAGAAGGAAAAAAAGAUGUACGUGUAAUGAAGUAAUGUACCCCGUAACUAGAGUAUGGAGCAAAUAAAAAAUUUAUCAGUCGGAUGAUAGGCUUUCGUGAGACAGGACGUCAUUUUUUUUUACAUCACACACAUAUACAAGUAGCAUUUUUACUGUAAUUUGGGAUCAAUAUGACCACAAGCAGCCGUCCCAAGGGUGCUCUUGCACAAGCCCUUUACUGCAAAUUGAAUCACGACCAUCUCAUGGACACGAAUUUCGAUUAUCAGUCGUGGUAUCGGUUGGGUCCCGAUAUUCCAGAGCAUCACAUUUGCCCGCGAUACAAAAAUAAAUUCAUCGAAAUGUCCAUUGAUGAUGCGACACAAAAGUGGCUCGAUGAGGCGCGUGAUACUUCGUCAAAGUUAUGGACACAAAUCUAUCACGUUCUGGCACGUCUCUUUCUCGGCCUCUUUUUGACACAAACGGAUCUCAAUGGGUUUCUGCGUCGCGGCUCGAUGUUUGUCUUGUCCGAGUACCAAUUCAAGCAUUUGUUGAGUGCAGGCGGUUUCAAUCACAAUUUCGCAAAGAAUCAGCAAAUGAUCGAUAUUUUGGAUAUUGGGGCGGGAGAUGGUGCCGUUACGGUGCGCCUCGCAAAGUCUGUCAUCAUGUCAGGCUCGAACAUUUUGCUCAAAGUUUUUUGCACGGAAACGUCGUUUUUCAUGCGAGAACGCUUGGCAGAGCGAAAAUUCACUGUCGUCGAUUCGAUUCGCGAUGCGGAAAAUGUGCAUCUCAUUGCUUGCUUGAAUGUGCUCGAUCGAUGCGUUGAUCCUUUUGAGAUUUUGACGGACAUUCAUGAAACCCUGGCGGUAAAUGGUCGCGCAAUUUUCGCUCUUGUUCUGCCAUACAAUCCGUAUGUGGAAAAGAAUUCUUCUCACAUGCCAAAUCAACUGCUGCUGCCCGACAGCUGGACGAAGCAGCGACACGGGGAACACGUGACGCUCGAAUCGGAGGUCGUCGAGUUCUUUCGGCAACUCGAAAAGCACGGCUUUGUCGUCGAGGCAUGGACAAAAGCGCCUUACCUGUGCGAGGGAGAUAUCAGACAAUCGUUUUACUGGCUCACGGACAUUGUGGUUGUGGUGUCGCGCUCCAUCGACAAACAUCAUGCCUCGUGCAGCUCCAUCCGAAUGCCUCCCUUCUAACCGUAACAUUUCGCAAAAAAUCACACACUUUUCAUACCUGAUGGCACGCCGCAGCAGCAAACAACCUGAAUCAUUCCUUAUUACGUAUAAAAACUGUUAACUUUUUAAGAGAACGAAGAUUUAUCGAAAAAAAACAUAUUUAGAGAAAAAGAGACAUAUAACUAGCAAAUAUGUUGAAAAAAAAUAUUCUAGUUAAUUAUAUGAAAAAAUUAUAGAGAAGAAAGUCCUGAAAACUAUACUUUUCUAAAUAAAAAAAAAACACUUAAUAAAAUGCAUUUAGUACACCAAGCUAGCUGAAACGAAUACACACUUAUUGAAUAGUUAAAUAAUAAAAAAUAAAUCAAUUUAAAAGGAAAUAAUGAUGUUAAUCAGGAUAAAGUUAUACAAAACAGUUUAGAAAAAAAUAAAU